CAGACACAUGGACCAUGACACAUAAGCAUGGUCCUAAAACCUAACCCAGAAGAACACAGAGACCAUUGUGAGACAUAUAUGCAAACCAGAAAUUAAAUAUUAGGAGCCUAGAGAAAAAAUCCUAACGGGUGAAGUUUUCAGAUCCUUUUGGCUCUAGCUCAGUGGUUCUCAACCUUCCUAAUGCGGAGACCCUUUCAGGCAGUUCCUCACAUUGUGGUGACCCCCCCAACCAUAAAAUUAUUUUUGUUGCUACUUCAUAACUGUAUUUUGCUACUAUUAUGAAUCAUAAUGUAAAUAUCUGAUAUGCAGGACAGUCUUAGGCAACUCCUAUACAAGGGUUGCUGUGGGAUGUCUUUCUGUAUGCUGUGAAUAUAUGUUGUCCCCAUUGGUUAAUAAAUAAGCUGCUUUGUCCUAUGGCGAGGCAGCUUAGAAGCAGGUGAGAAAUCCAGGAGAGAGACAGGAAAGAGAGAAGCGGAGUCCAGGGAGACACCAGCACCACCAGGAGAAGCAAGAUGUGAAAGUACCGGUAAGCCACGGCCACAUGGCAGCUUAUAGAUUAAUAGAAAUGGGUCAAGUUAGAAGAGCUAGCUAGAGAGAAGCCUGACCCGUAGGCCAUGCAGUUUGUAAAUAAUGUAAGCCUCUGUGUGUUUACUUGGGACCAAGCAGCUGUGGGAGGCAGGUGGGAGAGAUCCAUCCUGACUGCAGGGCCGGGCAAGACAGGAAGAAACUUAUGGCUACAAAGGGUCACUGGACCCCAAAGGGGUCAUAACCCACAGGUUGAGAAUCACUGCUCUAGAUGAUUCCACAUGAUGCUGUGUGGGUAAGGAGAGAAGCCAUGGUUUCAACAAAGCUUUACUGUUCCUGGGUUUUUGGUGUAUGGUGCAGGGAGGUUAUAAGUCCUUGGACCCCACACUCCAUCUUGGCUCUUCUGGUUCUUCAGAUCUGGUGUGUGUAAAAACAUCACUUCACUUGCAGCUACCAAAUACUUUUUAAAGCUUUUCUUUUUUUGUUUGCUGUUUUAAUCCACAGGUAAUUAGAUGGAGCUAGGCAUGGCACACACCUAUAACCCGAGCACACUGCACUGAGCAGGAGGGACUGUAUAUAGGAGAGGAGUUCAAGGUCAUUCUCUGCUACAUAUGAAGGUUUCAGAACAGCAUGGGCUAUAUCAGACUGGGUCAGAAAACCAAUUUAAAAAAUUGUGUAUCGUUAUGAGACACAGUGUGAUGUUCUAGUGCAUGUGUAUAUUGUGCAUUGACCAACUCGGGGUACUAAUCUCAAACAUUUACCAUCUUGGGAUCGGAUUUGAAGUCCUCUCCUCUAUUUUAUUGUAUGACACAAUAUUGUUGAUUAUAACCACCAGGACUUAUUUCUUCUACUCUGUAGGGUAGAGAUGCUAUUAUUUCUCAAUUCAGUGUUUUAGUUGCUUAUGUGAGUAUUUUUCCCACCAGCAAUGGACACGGACACACGUGUGUUAGAAUACUAAGGACUUGCCGGGGUAGAGUGCUUGCCCAGCACACAAGGUUGUAGGUUCCACCCGAAAACUGCAGACAAUAGAAAAGAAAGAAUAUUAGGACAGUAGAGAUGGUGGGGUGGCUACCCCAUUUCCUUAUAGCUCAAGAACUUGUGUUUUCAGGAAAUGGACUAACUCAGAGACUAACCAUUUAAUAUUACACGGCACUCCAGAUCUCUGUCUUGCCUUGUGAGAAUCAAGCCAAAGCAGGGCAAGGAUGAAGAUACUAAUUUUGAAGGGUUGAACAGAACUAAAUCCCUAUAGCUCUUGUGCUUAAAAACAUCUCUAGGUCUUGGUGUAGCUGGAAGCCCGGCAGACCCGUGUUUCUCCAUCCCGCCUGGCCCCGCAGUCCCAAAGCCACUUACAAAACAAUCACUCAGAAGUUUAAUAUUAAUUGCAAAUUCUAUGGCCUGUGGCUCAGGCUUCUCGCUAGCUAGCUCUUACAACUUAAAUUAACCCAUUCCUGCUGCUCUAUAUGUUACCAUGUGGCCAUGGCAUUACGGGUGUGCUGGCAUCUUGUUGCUCCCUGGAUGGGUUUGGCAUCUCUCCUUACUCUGCUCUUACUCUCUCCCUUGGAUUUUCCCGCCUGCACCAUAGGCCAGUGCAGCUUUUUUAUCAACCAAUCAGAGUAACACAUAUUCACAGCAUACAGAAAGACACCCCACAACACUUGGGCUCAUUCCUCACACUCUUGAGUUUCCACACUGUUCAUGACCAUCCUCUGAGCCAAACAACCAGCAUCUUUGGGAGUUCAGCUGUUGCUGGCUUGCAAGAUCAUCCCAGCUGGACUUGUUGACUGUUGACGUCUCACAUAGAAGGAAGGAUGGGACGCUCACAGGACCCUUACCUGAGUAUCCAGCCACUCCAUACCAUAUGUUGCAUGCAGUUCUGCCCUGAUUGCUUAUGGCCUCAGGGCAGGGCUAGAGUAUAUGGGCUGGUGAGGGUUAGGGGAGGGUGCCUUCAUUUAUGCAUCUAUGGGAAAGCAAUGAUUCCUGCUGGGUAGAGACUUCACAAUGUGGCCUUAGGUGGGGAACUCCCUUACUCCUGUAUGUAACCCCUUAUCUGUGCUCUGUAAGUAAGCCCAAUAAACUGAGAAAGAAAUUGGACACAAUACUCUCUGGAUUUGUCCUUGGGACCUUAGACAUUGUUCAUAUUUUCCUCAGGAAAGGAGUUUUGGUUGCCACAUCCCAAACUUCCAAAUAGCAAGACCUGCGAUGCUUUCUCUGACUUCCCUGGAUUUUUGUGUCCACAGCCUCCCCCAUCGCCAUCUUCCUUUGCUUCUAGAUGUCAUUGGUCUUGGCUCUGGGUAUGUUCUGUCCCUCAGAAACUCAGAAAACUUAAAUUUUCCUCCUACAUGACCCUCAACUUGUCUUACCAUCUUAUAAAAGGCCUUUGUCUGCCAGAGUGGGCAUAUCAUAAGGGAAAGUCUUAACGCCUCUAAUGUCCCGCUUUGCCUCCAUUGCUAGGCACUCAUCUGAGGCAUUCCCCACCCCAUGAAGAGGGACUUGCAAGCAGAUGAGCCCACAGUCAGGACUCCCUCUCAGGCUAGUAACUGCUAGAAUACCUAAGAUGACCUCAUAAAGCAGAGAAUCCUUUCCAGCAUCCCUCUCACUGCCUUUAGAAUCCAGGUGCCCAAAGAAAUCCUUAGGCAGAGGUUUUGGGUUAUAUGAUAAAAGCAAGGGAUAAAAACAGAAAAUUUGGGAGAUGACUCAUCACUUUUACCACAGCUCCGUAAGAGUUGUAUCUAGCUCACUGUUUGAUACUGCGUCAGAGGCAUUGUAUGCAAGAAUCAAGAAAAUUAAGAGGAAGGAUGUUGAAUGCCAGGCGUUCUUUAGGAAGGUCAUAAAGAACCCCAUUUUCCAGGUCCUCAUGAUCAGCACCAUCACGUCCAAUGCUGCCUUCAUGGUCUUGGGGACUGAUUACAGCAUAAUGUACAGACUGUUCAGACUCUUCGAGGUCUCAGAGAUUAUCUUUGUCUCCAUCUAUACCUGUGAGUUCUUAAUGAAGGUCUAUGUGGAGCCCAUUAAAUAUUGGAGGGAUGGCUAUAACCUACUGGAUGUGGUCAUUAUCCUUAUUAUCUUGAUACCCUAUUCCCUCCGAAAGAUCAAGGGAAAACAUUACAAAUUCCUCCAUAUUGCUGAUGGUAUACAGUCUCUGCGAAUCCUCAAGCUUAUCUCCUACAGCAGAGGCAUCAGGACACUCAUCACUGCUGUGGGGCAGACGGUCUACACGGUGGCCUCUGUGCUGACCCUUCUCUUCGUGCUCAUGUACAUCUUCGCUAUCCUGGGAUUCUGCCUGUUUGGAAUGCCAGAGAAGGGCGACCUGAAUAACUGGGGGAACCUGGCUGCGGCUUUCUUCACCCUCUUCAGUCUGGCUACGGUUGAUGGCUGGACAGACCUGCAGGAACAGCUGGACCAGCGGAAGUUUACUGUGAGCCGGGCAUUCACCAUCCUCUUCAUCUUGCUUGCUUCCUUCAUCUUCCUCAACAUGUUUGUGGGUGUAAUGAUCAUGCACACAGAGGACUCCAUCAAAAAGUUUCAGCGGGAGCUGAUGGUAGAGAGGCACAUGACGCUUAUGGAGGAGAAGCAGAUGAUUCUGAGGCGCCAGCAAGAGGAGGUCAACAGGCUGAUGAACACACAGGAAAGCGGUGGCAAGAGCUUCACUGAGCUGGUGGAGGAAUUCAAGAAGACCCUGCGGCACACGGACCCCAUGGUUCUGGAUGAAUUUGGCACUAGCCUGCCCUUCAUCGAUGUCUACUUGUCCACUCUGGAUAACCAGGACACUACUAUCAACAAGCUUCAGGAGCUGUACUAUGAGAUUGCGAACGUGCUGUGCCUGAUGCUUGAAGACUUGCCACCCCGGGAAAAGUCGUCCCAUAGCUCGGAAUUCAUGAUUUAGAGGUAGUUGGGCAUGUGUGGCCUCAAAGGCUGUGGCAGUUCCAUUAAACACAGGCCUUCAGAGGUGGCUUCUCAAACUUGUUACAGUGUUGAUGUUGGUAAGACCUACCUUUGGAGGACAGACCUGCAUAAGUGCCUGGAAAGUUGAUCCCCCAGGACCUUGGGAGCUGGAAGGGGAGGGGAGUUCAAGACUUGCCCUGGCUAAUGACUCCAUCCUGCAGCCUCCCUAGACCCAACAGCAAGGCCCACUGAGCUCCCGGGGAAGCUGCCUGAAGACCACAGACCAACAAGAGCAUCAGCAGCUCUGUCAGUCACAGCUGUGCUCAUGAGCCCUGAAGGCUGACCUGUGCAGGGGCCCCAGGCUGACAGAGACUGGGUGCUGUAGAGGCUCUUCUUUAGGAGUCCAUGCUAAUUCCCCUGAGAUUCAUGCCAGGGCAUGUGGUGUGUGACCAGAAAGAUUACAUCAUGGAGUUCUGCCUAGGGGAGCUGCCUACUGGCCAUUUUAGGGCAUCUCCUGGAGUCUGGAGCUACAUACAGCCUUCAGACUUCUUCCCUCCUGUGGUUGGUUAAGACUCUUUAUUUAGAUGGUGGCAUUUUCUGUGUCACUACUGGCCAAAUGUCUCUUGGAGGUGAGAAAAUGCUAACAUCACUGCGCACAGUCACAAGAGAGGACGAUCUGAAGAUCUGCAGGGGCAAGCCGGGGCAGCAGGACCUCUUGCAAUCCUGGUAGUGUCUACUUUCUCCUCAUUGCUGUGGUCUUUGCCUGAGGUCUGGUACCUGGCCUUGUCAUCUUAAGCAGAGAGGGAAGUAGGUUCUGAAAAAAGCUGUGGAGGGAGACUGGUGCCCACUGCUGGGUACCCAAGGCCCCAACCAUGAGCUGAGGCCAAGACAGCAAGAAACAGAGGAGGUAGAUGGUCUAGACAGUGGUUCUCAAUCUGUGGGUCAUGACCCCUUUUCAGGGGGUGGAAUGACCCUUUCACAGCGGUUGCCUAAGAUUGUCCUGCUUAUCAGAUUCGUAACAGCAGCAAAAUUACAGUUAUGAAGUAAGUAGCAAUGAAAAUAAUUUUAUGGUUGGAGGUCACCACAUGAGGAACUGUUUAAAGGGUCACUGUGAGUUAGGAAGGCUGAGAACCACUGUUGUAGACAAAGGGUUCCAUGGUUGGCCAAUGGACUCUGGCUUGAGUUGUGGUCCCCUGAGGCCAGGGGACAAGGACAGGGGAAGGAACCUUUCCUCAUGGUUUCAUUUGUAUUCGGAGCAGUGCUCAGUGAGCUGUGCCGGGGUGGGAGGUGGGGGAUGGGGGCAGGGAACUCAGUGAUGGAAGCUGAGUCCAUUCCUGGCCAGUUUCAUGUUCAAGUGUAGGGAAUACCUUCUUUUAAGAGCUUCAGAUCAUUUCCACGUGCAAACACUCAUCUUCCUAGGACAUGGUCGGAACAGUGAGCACGUGGGAAGGAGAAAUGGCUGGUGAGGGUGUGACACUUUGCCCUACAUAGAGAACCUGUGGGGUAGUGAGUGCCAUCCAUCUAUCUUCUGGGUGGAAGGACUUUGUGCUGAUGCUGAGGCAUGGGCCUGAGGUAAGUUGACUGUCUAUGUCGCUGUGGUGGGGGAGAAGCUUGGGGUUUUAGUGCCUGGGAGGAACUUGAAACAGCUGUGGUAAGAGCAGCCCGUUAAGCGGGGUAGGCAGGUCCCAGGGAGUGGUUCCAGUUCAGGCCUAGAACAAAGCAGGCAGCUGUUAAUUGCUGACCCUGUAUGUCCCCCUAGUCCAAGGAACGUGUAAAUCACCCACCUACUCCUGUCAGGAACCUUGGGAAUUUCCCAGGCAUUUUGAAGUGAAGAUGAGGAGCCUUGCCCCAGGAAGGCCACCGACUUGGAGACUGGGGUGAAUGUCUGCUCCUUUGAAGGCCCAGGUUCAUCCUCUCACAGUGGGAUGAAACUGACAGGUUGUAAGGAGCAAAUUGAACACGUGUAAGAGAGUAAGAAAUGUUGCCAGCCCAGGAUUUGGUGCUGCCUGGUGCUCCAGCCCCUCUGCCCUGGGCUUGGUGGACAGAAGGAAGCUGAGCAGAGCAGAGGGUAGGAGCCUAUGCAGGGCCCUGCGUGGAUACAUCUCCAGACAGAACUGGUUCCAAGUGUGAAAGCAGAAGGUCAAGUCUAGAGAUCCAGGUCCCAGGCCCAGAAGGGCACCCAGGUAGGUGCACAGGUUCACCAGACGUGGGGUGCACUAGCAAGCCACCUUUAGGGACAAGAAGGCUUUGGAGAGCAGAGAACUGGGAGCGGCCACGUGGUCAGAGUUGGCCCAGCCCACCUGGCAGAGUAAGCCAAUGGCUGUUUGACUCUCCCAGUCUGCAGAGCAAACACUGGCAGCUUGCAAGUCCCACUUGGGUUCUUACCAACUCAAACAGGCUUGGCCAAGACUCCGGUGGAUUUUUGGGACAGAAAUUCUGCUUGCCCAGGCCUGGCUGUGGAAAGCGAGAUUCUCUUCCCUGCCCCAACCCCAGGGAUCUAGCAGGGCUGUCCUGAGAUUUCUGUUCACGCCAGGCCCUCCCCCUCGCUCUUGCAGGAAAGAUGUGGAAUCUAAGCUGGAGGUGGUUUUUUCUGUUUCUGUUGUUUGUUUGUUUGUUUUGUUGUUUUUAAUCCCCUCCACCACUGUCGAGCCUUCCAGCAGUCCAGUGGUGUGGAGAUCAUCUCUUUUGAUUCCAUCAGCCUUCUGAAACUUAGUAGCUAGACACUGUUGACAGCACAUCUUGGUGUCUUCGAACAAACAACACAGGAUGUCUCUCAACCAAACUCGCCUUCGACAGGCAGGGUUCUCUCCCUCAGUGGCAUCAGAUCUUCGCCUGUUUCUCACUCUGGCCCUACAUGGGCCUGCUCCAUUGUUCUGCAAGCUUUUGAGAAGGUUACUGAAAUCCUACUCAGUCGCCGCAGAAAGGAGAUGUAGGCAGAAAAGAGGAGGGGUUCCAGUGUGGCUGACACACCUUCUUUAAACCACUCCUCUCUGGAGAGAGUGUCUUUGUACCUGGUCAGCCAUGCCACUCUUUCCUGACUGGUCUCUCAGGUUUCAUCAGAGCUGCGGUUCUCACCCUUGCUAACGCUGAGACCCUUUAAUAUAGUUCCUCACGUUGUGCUGACCCCGAACCAUAGAGUUAUUUCGUUGCUACUUCAUAACUGUAAUUUUGCUACUGUUAUGAAUCGUAAUGUAAAUAUCUGAUAUGCAACCCCCAAGGGGGUCGAGACGAAUGUUGCGAGCCACUGCCUUAGAGAUGUGUGCUGAGUCCUGGAUGCAACUGCGCUGUGCAGGGCAGGGCUGGGAGGAGAACAUUCCUAGCUCUCUGUUCCCCUCCAUGGUGGAGGACCAGGGCAACAGCAGAGCAGA
Peromyscus californicus insignis is the source of this 7775-nucleotide messenger RNA. RefSeq names its product cation channel sperm associated 3 (gene Catsper3). Lineage: Eukaryota; Metazoa; Chordata; Mammalia; Rodentia; Cricetidae. The transcript has 8 exons. The coding region runs from base 3215 to 4408 and encodes 397 amino acids. Gene Ontology annotation, cellular component: membrane. Gene Ontology annotation, molecular function: monoatomic ion channel activity. Gene Ontology annotation, biological process: monoatomic ion transport; transmembrane transport. The record is from RefSeq and is a predicted model, not a curated record.